This is a messenger RNA of Bacidia gigantensis, 1641 nucleotides long. RefSeq lists its product as uncharacterized. Bases 1 to 1641 code for a protein of 546 amino acids. The record is from RefSeq and is a predicted model, not a curated record. The transcript is spliced from 7 exons. Lineage: Eukaryota; Fungi; Ascomycota; Lecanoromycetes; Lecanorales; Ramalinaceae. Gene Ontology annotation, molecular function: heme binding; oxidoreductase activity, acting on paired donors, with incorporation or reduction of molecular oxygen; monooxygenase activity.
AUGAUCGUGCCUUUCCCCAACCUGACGUAUGCCCUGGGACUCUGCGCUUUGGCCGGCAUUACCUCACACUUGGGCUACUUCAUCAAAGGCGAACACCACAUGCAAACACCUCGUCUUGUCACAUAUAGUAUUCUAUCUUUCAUCGCAGUGACUACGUUCCAAGUCAUGCUGUACAAAUUCGCGAUGCGAGAUGCCCUGGGUAACACGAGUUUGAUGGCAAUAGCCUACUUGAGUGCACUGUUGUCGAGCGUAUUGAUUUAUCGACAAUAUUUCCAUCCAUUGCGACACUUUCAUGGCCCGAAAUUGAUGGGUUUGACGAAGCUGGAACAUGUCUUCCGAAGCCGCAAGUUCGAUAAUUACCGCCAGCUUGAUGAGAUUCAUUCUACCUACGGCGACUUCGUCCGGACUGGUCCCAAUGAGCUCACGAUAUUCAGAGCGGCCGCUCUACCAAUACUUUUAGGUUCGCGCUCGCGGUGUAUCAAGGCUCCUUGGUACGAUUUUUCUACCCCGAAUGUUUCAUUGGUCACGACGCGCGAUCGAUCGUUCCAUGAUCACAAGCGGCGAGUAUGGGACCAUGCGUUCAGCAUGAAAGCACUGGAUCAAUAUGAGCCACGCGUCCUCAAAUUGACAAACCUUCUCGAAAAGACACUUGCGAGAGGCGCUGGUCAACCCGUCGAAGCGACAAAGCUGUUCUAUCGAUAUACUUUCGACGUCAUGGGCGAUGUGUCGUUUGAUACCAAGUUCAACAUGCUCCAAGGAGCAGAUGUUGAAGAGAUCAUAGAAACAUUUCAAGCUGGAGCUGGAGCUCGAGCGCUCCUAACGCCAGUACCAUGGCUGUUCGAAUUGAUAAAGGCCAUUCCUGGCGCCGCAUGGAAGUGGCGUCGUCUUUUCCAACAGGCACAUAUCAUUCUUGAGAAACGACUCAAAUCAGAGCCUGAGAAUCCAGAUAUAUUGGCAUGGCUUAUCGAGGCUUAUAGGACUGAAAUCAAAAAAGACGAACAGAUGCCAAGCUUAGAAGGUGAUGUUGUACUGGCUAUCAUAGCUGGCAGUGACACCACAGCUUCCGCGUUGACCUUUCUAUUCUAUCACCUCGCUCUCGAGCCUUCAAUAGCCGAAACUCUCCGUCAAGAGCUUGAGCAAGCCAACGACAUCCGUGACGACCACGCACUACAAGGCCUACCAUAUCUAAAUGGCAUAAUCAACGAGACAUUACGACUUCAUCCACCCGUGCCAGGUGGAAUGCCAAGGUCGACGCCACCCGAAGGUAUUGUGAUUGACGAUCAGUACAUACCUGGUGGUGUCACAUGUGUAGCGCCAAAUUAUACCAUUGCUAGAAUGGAAAGCUGCUUCACAAACGCCAUUUCAUUUGUACCCGAGCGGUGGAGUACCGCCCCGGAGAUGAUCAAAGACAAGACGGCUUUUGCGCCCUUCUCCUUAGGCCCUUACAAUUGCGUUGGAAGUCGACUUGCCUUGAAGGAACUCCGACUUGCAACCUCCAUCAUCGUCCAAAGUUUCGAUGUGAGCCUGGCACCCGGUGAGACUGGUCACGCUAUCACCGACGAUAUGCAAGAUAUUUUCACCGUUAUGCCUGGACCCUUGAUGCUAGUCUUCAAGAAAAGAGAAGGCUCAAAAAUUGCAUGA